AAAUAUUUUUGAAAAAUCCUUAUUGGCCGCUAACUUAUUGUCAGGGACUCCAGCUUGACUUAGGCUCAACUGACAGAUGAAGUACAUCAGACCAUAGACAUAUAACGGAUAUAUGUCUAUGAUCAGACUCAGACUUGACUUUUUUAGGGAGGCUUGCGCCAAAUGAACACUGACGUUUGUGCCACUCCGUCAAUCGUCCAGCUCGCUAAAGAUGGUGACACUGAGGGAGUCUGGAAACUCUUACAAAAAGAAGAAGAUGUGAAUGCAAGAAACUUUAUAGGACAAACAGCCUUACACAAGGCAGCGACAGCUGGAAAUGACGAUCUGGUUAGGGUGUUGAUUGGCGUAGGCGCAGAGGUAGAUUCCGCGGACAGGAAAUGUCAAACCCCGCUUUACAGCGCUGUAUUCAAUCUCCACACGAGCACAUCGUUCCUGUUAUUGGAGAAAGGCGCGAAUCCAGAGGGAAAUUCGAAACAUCUCAACACUCCGCUACAAAUAGCAAUAAUGCACAAGAAUGCUGCUAUACUAAAAAUUUUGCUGGAAUACGAGGCGAACACCGCUAUGACCUUCAGCAACGGUCGAGUCUGCGCAAUCGACUUCCUCUUGUCAACCACUAUAGACGGUCGGGUGUGUUUUGAUAUGAUGAAGUCGCUGUUACUUCAUGGAUGUGCCCUAGAUUAUAACCACGUGACCCUGCAGAGAAUGACAAUGUCCCCACUGUUUGCCUGUAUCUUUUACUUAAAGCCGGCGGCCAUAUUGGUCUUGUUGUACGAGUUUGGGUGUCAAAGAUGGGACUUUAAUUGGAGAGAUAAUCGCCUGUAUGAAAGGCGAGAGGAUAGGGAGUUUGUCGCAACAUAUGUCACUAAGAAGGCAGGUUCACCACGAAGCCUGUUGUCUACGUGUCGGGUUUACUUGUACCACGUCCUCCAAAGAAAACCCCUCCGUUAUCUAAAUCAUCUGGCCCUGCCUCGGACAUUGAAGGAGUAUCUGUUGUUCAGUGACCUACAAUAUUUCUGACAGAUUAACCUGUUUUACUCGGUCGGCCGUGCAAGGCAGGUCUUGUGUCCCCCCUCCCCCCACUCCCUCUCCCCCAGACGUUGAUAUCGGAGUUAAUAUUGAAGAAUGUCCGUCAACUUUUAUGGUAACGUUUGUGUGUAUGUCAUUAGUACACUGCACAUGUAUCGUGCCGACAUGAUUUCUCUAAACACAAUUACAGUAACGAUACAGGCGCUUGUUCAUUCAAUGCCGGGUUCCUGUAAACAAUUUACAGUGACGAUACAGGCGCUUGUUCAUUCAAUACCGGGUUCCUGUAAACAAUUUACAGUGACGAUACAGGGGAUCGUUUUAUGAAUGUCGGAAUUCCUGUAAACAAAUUACAGUGACGACACAGGCGCUCGUUUUCGCAAUACCGGGGUUCCUAGGCCUGUUACAAACAAAUUACAGUGACAACACAGGUGCUCAUUCUUUCAAUGUCUUGUGUUCCUGUAAACACAUUACAUGUACAGUAACGACAGACGACAGUGAAUUUCUCAAUGCUGGGCCAUCAGCUGCAAUAGACAUGCAAUCCCAAGUAUACGUUGGCGUGUUGUAUCGGUCGUUAAACAUGUAUCAUACUGUUAAUUUAUCUUUAAAGAGUCGAUGUUAAUUACUAGUACAUGUACAUUGUAUAUGAGUGUGAUUAUUAACCUUGUUUAUGUUUGUUAUGAAUUAUUGCUCAUUGGUAACAUUCUAGUCACAGUGUUAUGUAACAUCUCAAUGUCACAAACAAGGAUUUAAAUAAAACCUAUGAAGGUCUCUGUACUUUUCUAUUAUUUAUCGUCAGACAGAAGACCGUAUACAUGUUUUGCAUGUAUUGUUACUAAUCCCUUUAAUCCAAAAUGAAAACAAUUUCUUCGUGUGUAUUGCUAUAAUCUCAAUAUCAGAACAUUUAAAAACUUUGAUCAGUAUUUAGAAAUUCUUUUUGGCUAUAGAACAGCGACAACGCAUGGGGAAAGUUUUGAUCAGCGUUAAAACAUCCAUUUUAUAAGUUUGACAGUUUACAGAAAUCGAGAUUACUGUCUCCAGUUGCUGUUCUGCUUAUCGUAUAGUGAGGACAGGUGGGGAAAGUGAGACUGAUACUAGGAUCAGUGCGUCAAAGACAAUAAUCUUUAAAGAUGGCUACCAGUCGUCUUGCUCGUAACGUGACGGAGGAUUACUUGACUUGUACGAUUUGUCUGCAGCGCUUCCGGGAGCCCCGGACUUUGCCUUGUGAACACACAUUCUGUCUCGCCUGUCUAGCCAGCCACAUAGGCGCAUCUCCAGAUGACAAUGUUUUCCUUUGCCCAGUGGACAAGACAGAACUCCAGACCAACAAAGCAGAAGAUCCCUGGGAACGAGCACGAGCUUUCCCGACGGACGUUCUGGCUGAGGCGCUGAUCAGAGUUGUGGAGGAAGACAUGAAGCAGGCAAAUGUAAGCGAGAAAGGCGAGGGUCUGGAUUUCUUCUGCUUCGGAUGUCAAACGAUGACGAGUGCUGAUGAUGCCGUGCAGAAUCACCGCAGUUCAUCUUGUGACUGCGUCAAACUUCAGAAAGCGUACCAACGCGUGAUGCCAGUGUUAGUUAAUUAUAACCGAGAACUGGAGAAGGUCUAUCUCAAAUCUGAGAAAAUCAGACGAAUAUUCACGACUGGAAGCGGGAUUUCUGAGGCCAAGCAAGAGGUUCUCGGCGAAAUAGACGAAUUCGAAGCGAGAUUAGAUGAUUUUUAUGCGGUAUGCAAAACGGAUCUUGGUGCCCUGAAAACUCAAGUGGCAGAACACAAAGUUGAAUGUGACACCAAAAAUAAUUGUGUGCUUCAUGAUGAAAUAGCUAGAAGAUAUUCAAAAUUCAAUCAGAAUUUUGACGAUGAAAAUAUCCCUGAACUACUGUCUCUUUACCGGUCAGUCGAUAAAAAUCUGAAAGAACUUGGGAAGUUUGAGGAAUCUUUGCAAACAAAAACACGGAAGUUUCCCCUGGACUUCCUUCCAAAUAAACAGAUUCUGAACAUGCUACACAGCAAGCAACGAUGUGGACACCUAAAACUGACCUCAGCAUCACAUUUUAGAGGUCAGCAGACCACAGACGUUGACGAAUGCAACUAUUAUGACGUAGUGAUGACGGACAAGUACAUCGUGACGUGUGAUGGAGAGAGUGGUUACAUCCAACGCUUCCUACAUGAUGGCACUUACGUCGAUUCGAUGAAAGUUGACAAUAUAUGUCGGAUGACAGCGGUAAAAGACGAUGAAAUAGCGGCAACUCGUUUAUUCAAGCGUAAAAUCGCUUACAUCUCUCUUGGAAAGAAAAUGCACAUACGAGAUCAAAUUCGAACGAAGAAAUCCUACAUCGGAAUUUGUCUUCUGUCGACAGGAAAUUUCUGCGUUUCGUUUUACGACGGCGAAGAGCCACCUGGUAUAGAAAUCAUUUCAGACGAUGGGAAGGUCCUUAAAACGAUUCUUGGACACAGAAAUCCGACAGGGUCCAUCCCGCUGUUCCUCGUCCCAAUGUUCUUAACGUCGACAGCCAACGACAACAUUAUCGUCUGCGACUUUACUGAUUCCAAUCACGUGAUAUGUUUCAACGACAAUUUGGACCUUCGUUGGUAUCAGUCUUUUCCCAGUAUGCCCUGUUGUGUGACAUCAGAUGAUGACGACACAUUGUACGUCUCUUUUCCUGACGUAAAUGAGGUCGUGACGGUAUACGAGGAGGACGGGAAGAAGAUGAGAACUGUAGUGAAGAAGAGCGAUGACGUGAUUAGACCGUACGCUAUCACCGUCAACGACAACACACUCGUCAUCACAGAGGACGAGACGGACAAGAUCCACCUGGUCAAGCUGUGAUCAAACAUUUUGUGGAUCAAUGCCUUCUGUCAAAUAAAACAUUUUGAAAAUUG
Messenger RNA from Ostrea edulis (European flat oyster), 3904 nucleotides. RefSeq names its product tripartite motif-containing protein 2-like. The transcript has 5 exons. NCBI's taxonomy places the organism in Eukaryota, Metazoa, Mollusca, Bivalvia, Ostreida, Ostreidae. The record is from RefSeq and is a predicted model, not a curated record. Bases 2154 to 3851 code for a protein of 565 amino acids.